AUGGUUCCCAUUAAGGUCUUAGAGGUACUCUCUAAAACAGUGACAGGUCUUAGAGACGAGAGGAACACCGGCAUUAGACAUCACUCAGCCAGACGGGAUAACUGCUGCACUGCUGCCAUUUGUUCGGCCAGACGGGAUAACUGCUACACCGCUGCCAUUUGUUCGGCCAGACGGGAUAACUGCUACACCGCUGCCAUUUGUUCGGCCAGACGGGAUAACUGCUACACCGCUGCCAUUUGUUCGGCCAGACGGGAUAACUGCUACACCGCUGCCAUUUGUUCGGCCAGACGGGAUAACUGCUACACCGCUGCCAUUUGUUCGGCCAGACGGGAUAACUGCUACACCGCUGCCAUUUGUUCGGCCAGACGGGAUAACUGCUACACCGCUGCCAUUUGUUCGGCCAGACGGGAUAACUGCUGCACUGCUGCCAUUUGUUCGGCCAGACGGGAUAACUGCUACACCGCUGCCAUUUGUUCGGCCAGACGGGAUAACUGCUACACCGCUGCCAUUUGUUCGGCCAGACGGGAUAACUGCUACACCGCUGCCAUUUGUUCGGCCAGACGGGAUAACUGCUGCACUGCUGCCAUUUGUUCGGCCAGACGGGAUAACUGCUGCACCGCUGCCAUUUGUUCGGCCAGACGGGAUAACUGCUACACCGCUGCCAUUUGUUCGGCCAGACGGGAUAACUGCUACACCGCUGCCAUUUGUUCGGCCAGACGGGAUAACUGCUGCACCGCUGCCAUUUGUUCGGCCAGACGGGAUAACUGCUACACUGCUGCCAUUUGUUCGGCCAGACGGGAUAACUGCUACACCGCUGCCAUUUGUUCGGCCAGACGGGAUAACUGCUGCACUGCUGCCAUUUGUUCGGCCAGACGGGAUAACUGCUACACUGCUGCCAUUUGUUCGGCCAGACGGGAUAACUGCUACACCGCUGCCAUUUGUUCGGCCAGACGGGAUAACUGCUGCACUGCUGCCAUUUGUUCGGCCAGACGGGAUAACUGCUACACUGCUGCCAUUUGUUCGGCCAGACGGGAUAACUGCUACACCGCUGCCAUUUGUUCGGCCAGACGGGAUAACUGCUACACCGCUGCCAUUUGUUCGGCCAGACGGGAUAACUGCUGCACCGCUGCCAUUUGUUCGGCAAGACGGGAUAACUGCUGCACUGCUGCCAUUUGUUCGGCCAGACGGGAUAACUGCUACACCGCUGCCAUUUGUUCGGCCAGACGGGAUAACUGCUGCACCGCUGCCAUUUGUUCGGCAAGACGGGAUAACUGCUGCACUGCUGCCAUUUGUUCGGCCAGACGGGAUAACUGCUACACCGCUGCCAUUUGUUCGGCAAGACGGGAUAACUGCUACACCGCUGCCAUUUGUUCGGCCAGACGGGAUAACUGCUGCACCGCUGCCAUUUGUUCGGCAAGACGGGAUAACUGCUGCACUGCUGCCAUUUGUUCGGCCAGACGGGAUAACUGCUACAUCGCUGCCAUUUGUUCGGCCAGACGGGAUAACUGCUGCACCGCUGCCAUUUGUUCGGCAAGACGGGAUAACUGCUGCACUGCUGCCAUUUGUUCGGCCAGACGGGAUAACUGCUACACCGCUGCCAUUUGUUCGGCAAGACGGGAUAACUGCUACACCGCUGCCAUUUGUUCGGCCAGACGGGAUAACUGCUACAUCGCUGCCAUUUGUUCGGCCAGACGGGAUAACUGCUGCACCGCUGCCAUUUGUUCGGCAAGACGGGAUAACUGCUGCACUGCUGCCAUUUGUUCGGCCAGACGGGAUAACUGCUACACCGCUGCCAUUUGUUCGGCAAGACGGGAUAACUGCUACACCGCUGCCAUUUGUUCGGCAAGACGGGAUAACUGCUGCACCGCUGCCAUUUGUUCGGCCAGACGGGAUAACUGCUACACCGCUGCCAUUUGUUCGGCCAGACGGGAUAACUGCUACACCGCUGCCAUUUGUUCGGCCAGACGGGAUAACUGCUGCACCGCUGCCAUUUGUUCGGCCAGACGGGAUAACUGCUGCACCGCUGCCAUUUGUUCGGCCAGACGGGAUAACUGCUGCACUGCUGCCAUUUGUUCGGCCAGACGGGAUAACUGCUACACCGCUGCCAUUUGUUCGGCCAGACGGGAUAACUGCUGCACUGCUGCCAUUUGUUCGGCCAGACGGGAUAACUGCUACACCGCUGCCAUUUGUUCGGCCAGACGGGAUAACUGCUGCACUGCUGCCAUUUGUUCGGCCAGACGGGAUAACUGCUGCACUGCUGCCAUUUGUUCGGCCAGACGGGAUAACUGCUGCACUGCUGCCAUUUGUUCGGCCAGACGGGAUAACUGCUGCACUGCUGCCAUUUGUUCGGCAAGAGACAAGAUUUUGUGCACACUGCUCUUCGCAUGA
Physella acuta is the source of this 2388-nucleotide messenger RNA. RefSeq lists its product as uncharacterized. Gene Ontology annotation, molecular function: 4 iron, 4 sulfur cluster binding. NCBI's taxonomy places the organism in Eukaryota, Metazoa, Mollusca, Gastropoda, Physidae. The record is from RefSeq and is a predicted model, not a curated record.